AUGCAGGCCCGCCGCGAAGAAGAGGCCCUCGCCAGGCGCAAGGGGGAGAAGGAGAAGGAGCGGGCGUUGCCCCCCGUGCGCAGUGCCGCCGAGCCCAGCUCCGAAGGUCGCCGUCCCCUCAACCUUCCCGGCGCCGGCAAGUGGCGCGAGAAGGAGGCUGCUCGCGGUUCCGCCGGCGCCUCAGACAACGCGCCACCCGCUCCCCGGCAAGGCGCCCCCAUGGAGCGCACCGACUCGAGCGAUCGUGCCAGCGGCCCUCCCCGCAUCAGCCUUGCUGGCAAUGGAGGCAAGCCCAGCUGGCGCGACCGCGAAGCGGCACGCGCCGCUGCUGGCGGUUCUGAGAACAGCGCUCCCCCGCAGAGGGCGGAGCGUCUGGAGCGCCCGGAGCGCACUGCCUCGGGUGGUGCCCCCAUGGGCCGCACCGCCUCGAAUCGCGACGACCAGGGUCGUAAUGCCUCGCCGGCGCCCGCGACCGAGCAGCUCAAGGCAUCGGGAGCCCCUGGCAAGUGGGUGCCCCGGCACCUGCGCAAGGAGUAA
Messenger RNA from Verticillium alfalfae VaMs.102, 537 nucleotides. RefSeq lists its product as hypothetical. The record is from RefSeq and is a predicted model, not a curated record. The coding region runs from base 1 to 537 and encodes 178 amino acids. NCBI's taxonomy places the organism in Eukaryota, Fungi, Ascomycota, Sordariomycetes, Glomerellales, Plectosphaerellaceae. The transcript has a single exon.